AUGAAGAGUUCUCUCUCUCAGUCUCUCUCUCUCUCUCCUUUUCACUUUGGUUUCAGAGGAGAACAAGUAAAUUUUUCUUCAGUAAUGCGUCCGUGCACUCGACGCACAAAAAACAUAAAAUCUGCCGCUACCAUCUUUCUCAACCACCACCAAAGCAGUAGCAGUAACAGUAGUACUCUUUUUUGCAAUUAUCGUCAUUACUUCGCGAAGAGUCGCGUUUUUGGCGUCGCAUCUUCUUCUUCUUCUUCUUUUUCCGGAUUGGAUUCCCAAUUGAGACAAAUGCGUUUGUCUCUUUUGUAUCAAUCACAUCGAGCACAAAAAGGCAAACUCUCUCGCAGUAGUACGGGCAGAAAAAGUACACUCGCGGCAACGUGUGCCUCGUCUUCGUCGUCUGAAAACGAGAGAAGCAUUCAGGUGCAUCCACACGUGCUCUCGGCGUACGCGUUUGAUGUGAAUCCGAAUUUUGAGCUGACGGUUUCAACCGUCGCAGGCAGAGCAGAGACGAAGACGAAGACGAAUUUUCCAUCCGAGGAAGAAGUGAAGGAAAUCGCGGAGAUUUGGGACACGACGAGGACGAACAGAGAGAAGAUGACUCCAGCAGUAUCGCCGUUUAUGAGAACAUCGGCGGCGUCGAAUGAUGUUGGAGAUGCGGUAGAGUUGUUCGCGCGGACGAGAGGCGAAAUCGUGAGAUACGGCGACCGAGGAAGAAAGGGAGGAGGAAAACAACCACUAGGCGAAAGAAGGAUUGAUACGACCGGUUUAAUUUCAAGAGACGAUAAUAGCGCUGUAGGUGAAGAAGGAAACGACGAAGAUACAGAGUUGUGCGUGGAGUUGAUGCGAGAAGGUUUGUACAUGCAUUGCAACGCGCAUAAAGCCAUUCGCGAUUCGUACACCGUUUCGAGAGGGAAGGAUAAAUCGAGCAUCGUGUUGACGGCGAGGAGUGCGAAAGAAGAUGUAACGAAGGAACGAGGAGGAGGGAAAACAGACGAAGAAAAAGAUAAUUUGCUUUUAGACCAGUUUACGGUGACGAUAAACGCGCAUUCGUUUCCACCGAGACUCGAAGUUCGACUGGGAAAAGAACGCCGAAGCGGUUUAACGGUGCGUCAAAUUCUAGACGAUCCAGCGUUGCGAGAAUCCUUGAAAGACGGCGACGAGGUUGUCGCUUUGGGUGGACCGAAAGUAUCGGGUAAGAUUGAUUUGAGUAGUAAUAGUUUUGGCUUUGUUGGCGAACCACGAAAAGAAUUGAACGGCGAAUCUCUGUUGGAUUACCAUCGCUCGCGAUAUAAAGAUCGAAUUCCCAUGCUCGCCAACGCGAAAGACGACGACGAGGCGGUUGGUUUGAAACUACCGGGCCAGAAAUCCGCGUGGGCGUAUCCGGCAGAACUUUUAUCGUUGAAGAGUGAGAGUUUGGGUGCAUCUUCUCCUUCCUCGUUGUCGGUUGAAUUGCCCGAUCCGGAGACGUACCAGAAGAAAGUAUCGAAAAUUAGACAACUCCUCGGGGACGACGCGUUCGCGCCGUUGGCGAGAAUAAACCCGAAGAUGAUGCGUUUGAGUAAUGGCGAGACGGCGUCUGUCUACUCGUGCAGCGCAUCCAGAGAAGGUGGAUUAUCAACCGGACCGUCGAAAGCGUUUAGCGAUUUCGAGACGUCGUAUUAUGAUUUGGCGUUUGUUUCAUCCGACGGUAACGAAGAAGACGCUCGAGAGGCAAUUAAACAGUUGGCGAGCGAAAUCGAAUCGGUGUUGAAAACAAAAUGGACGCACUUUUCAGAAGAACAGGUGGCUUUUCUCGUGAACGACGUGAAAUCCAUGCGAGUGGUUUCAACUCCUCCUCCAAAAGAAGAAAAGAGAAAAAAAGGACGAAAACCAAUCGCGUACGUCCAAAGCAUCGUCGCGGCUGAUGGUGAUUUCAAAACAAAAAGAUAUAGCAGAUGGGCGGCGGAUAAAGAGCGAGAGCGUUUUGCUUUGUUUCUAAACGCAAACAGAGGAGGAACGAGCGUGACAAAUCAGCGAGCUUUGAUGGAUGAUGUGGACGAUUAUGGAUUAUCGGAGACGUAUUUUGUUGGAUGUUCGGUUGAUUACACCCACCAAUACGGCGAAGGACCGAGUUCUUCUUCUUCUUCUUCUUCUUCUUCUUCUCCUCCCGGAUACCCUCUCAUUGAUUCUACCGGUGCAGUUGUUGCGAGAAAUGUUCAUGUUCAAGAGGAUGAACGCAAUCACAAACAACCGAUAACCUCAGCCGUCGCGUUUGCGUUAGAGCACAUGAGAACGAAGAAAACCAGGAAAACAGACGAGAACAACCCCGAGGACUUUUACGAGACCGAUAAAACGAAAGAGCUCACCGUGCACGCGUUGUCAUCGUACACAAACUCGAAAGCGUCGCCAACAGACGUCGAGAGCGCCUUUGCGUUAGCAGAAACCGAUCAAAAAGUGAAACUGAAAAUCUUGGAAAUCAAAACGGGUUACAACAACUUGAAAGCGUUCAGUUGGGAUCCCGACUUGAAGAAAACCGCGCAAGCGCAAUACGGGUUCCACUGCGUCGACGCCGCGAGCGAGAAUGAGAGCGUGUGCAUCACCACGCACCCGAAAGAAGACGGAGGAGGCGUCGUCGCCCCGCUCUUUGUUUCAUCCUUGAAAACAUCUUCUUCGUCGGCGUCGAGUGGAAUACGAACGACCGAUUUGAAACACAUCGUAGCCUUGAGCACGUGCAACCAGUUCGGCAUCGGAGAAACGAGGUUACCGGUGACGUUGAGCGCAGACGUGAAUAGCGAUAUCAUCGUUUUAGUGUAG
This is a messenger RNA of Bathycoccus prasinos, 2787 nucleotides long. RefSeq lists its product with no specific name. The coding region runs from base 1 to 2787 and encodes 928 amino acids. The record is from RefSeq and is a predicted model, not a curated record. NCBI's taxonomy places the organism in Eukaryota, Viridiplantae, Chlorophyta, Mamiellophyceae, Mamiellales, Bathycoccaceae. The transcript has a single exon.